AGUUGAGCUGGAGCAAAGGCACACACACACACACACAUGAACGUGCAUGGACGCAUGAAGCAAUAUAGAUGCCCCUGCCCAGAUUUGAGUUUUCACAGCAAAGAAACACAACAAAGGUUACAGCUUUAAUACUUACAGCUAUUAUAUCUUUUCUAAAACCGCCUCCUCCUCCCGCCUGAGUCGGCAUCCCUCCACGCCCUGGAUCACGCCUGCCCUCCCUCUCCCACCCUCACCGUCUACCUCCUUUAAAACCCAUCACUCCCGUCCCACUGCUCUCACACGUUCGGACUUUUCCAACCUGGAACAGACGCUUUUAUUUUACUGAGACAGCAAUCAGCACCUGACAAAAUGUGGCCCAGUGCUCAGAGUUAUUCUCUUAACUUUUUGUUGCAGUAAAGUCUUCCAUUUGCAGAUUUCAAUUGGAAUACGGACCUAUCGUUUGGCUUAAAAGACGCGACUGAUGAGAUGAUUUUACAGUUUGUGAAACAGUCCUGUAAGUAUGAUGUGUUGCUGAUUAAAGUUUGGCUGCAUUUUGGAAUUCGACCUCCAAAACAGAACGAAUAACCGGCUGUGCAGAGACAUGAACUGAUGUGUGGGGACCGUUCCCUGAUUCUGGACCGGAACCGUAAACCUAAAAAAACCAAAACGCAGAAAGGAGAGAGGGCUUUAACGGUGGAGAAGGGCAGCGUGCUGUCAUAGACCCAUCCUGACGCACGGAGACGGACAGACAGACACACAGUCUGAUGCCAACUGUCUCCCCUGUCAAUCUCACGGCACCACUCCUCCUCCUGUUGCUAUGGGCAACCCACCCUGCCAUGGCAACCAACUGGCUCUCCCUGGCGAGGCUGCCUCGCUCCAGGCCCGUGUCUGGUGCUGCUCCAUGUGCACGACUGAGGGGGCUGACCCCAGGGCAGGUGGGGGUGUGCAGGGCGCGGGGGGAGGUUAUGGAGUCAGUACGCAAAGCAGCUGAGAUGGUUUUAGAAGAGUGCCAGCACCAGUUCAGGAAUCGCCGCUGGAAUUGUUCCACCACUCCACGUGGCAUCAAUGUGUUUGGCAGAGUGAUGAACCAAGGUAGAUCCACAGAGAAGGUCUGCAGUGUCACAUACAUGUCAGGAAUUGGUUGGCAACAGUGCUGUGUGGUUUCAGGCACUCGUGAGGCCUCCUUCGUUCAUGCUCUGUCCUCAGCAGCCGUGGCCGUGGCCGUGACUCGAGCCUGCACCCGCGGGGAGCUGGAGAGGUGUGGCUGCGACAGGAAGGUCAGGGGCGUCAGCCCCGAAGGCUUCCAGUGGUCAGGGUGCAGCGACAACCUGUCCUAUGGCGUGGCUUUCUCCCAAACAUUUGUGGAUGAGCCAGAGCGGGCCAAGGGGCUGUCAGCAGGACGCCCACUCAUGAACCUCCAUAACAACGAGGCUGGUCGAAAGGCCAUCCUCCACAACAUGCAGGUGGAGUGUAAGUGUCAUGGUGUCUCUGGCUCCUGUGAGUUGAAAACAUGUUGGAAAGUCAUGCCUCCAUUCAGGCGUGUUGGCGUUGUGCUUAAGGAACGCUUUGAUGGAGCCACAGAGGUCCGAUUGACCCGCAUCGGAUCCAGGCCUGCCCUUCUUCCCCGUGACCCUCAUGUCAAACCCCCUGCAGCCAGAGACCUUGUGUAUCUUGCACCCUCCCCAGAUUUCUGUCAUCUGGACCCUGAAAACGGCAUCCCAGGGACCGUCGGGCGAAGAUGCAACGGGACAUCUCGGCUGGCACCAGACGGCUGUGAGCUGGUGUGUUGCGGACCAGGGUACAGAGCUGGCCGAGCCGAGGUGGUGCAACGCUGCUCCUGCAAGUUCUCUUGGUGCUGCUCGGUUCGUUGCCAGCAGUGCAAGAACACAGUGACCAUCCAUACCUGCAGAGUGUAAAGGAAGCGCAGACAAGACCUCAACAAAUGAAUGGAACAGAGAGCAGAUUAGACACAAAAAAAACAACAACUUUGGCUACAAAUGGCACCAUAUGUGAUCAAAAACAGUUAGACUUGAAUUAAUUUCCUCCUUUGAUUUGGUGCUUUUGGUGUAAAAAGCUGCUAAAUUAACUUUUAGAGACGAAAGGCUGGCAUCAACAAAAGUCAAAUGCAUGCACACGCAAACUGAAACAAUGACAAAGCUUUUAAAGCUGAACUUAACCGAAACUAACAGGAACAUCGCCACGACUUAUCUGUACAAAAACAUUUUUACUGCGCCUUAGUCUAGCAGGUCUAUGAACAGUUUCUGUAUUUAUGUUUUCUUUUUUGAUUCUGGUUUAUUUAUUUGUUUAUCAGAGUCUUUGCUUUGGCUUGACCUCGAGCGGUGAGAAUAACUUUUACUGACAUCCGUUGCUCUCGUGUUUCGCCCUCGUGUGGAAGUUGUCUGUUUGCUCCGGCAGGAGAACUUUUAGGUCUGCUUAAGGAAUCUAAUAAAUACAUAGUUUCUCUAAAGUA
Messenger RNA from Nothobranchius furzeri (turquoise killifish), 2449 nucleotides. It is a transcript of the gene wnt4b, whose product is annotated as wingless-type MMTV integration site family, member 4b. NCBI's taxonomy places the organism in Eukaryota, Metazoa, Chordata, Actinopteri, Cyprinodontiformes, Nothobranchiidae. Gene Ontology annotation, cellular component: extracellular region. The record is from RefSeq and is a predicted model, not a curated record. Gene Ontology annotation, molecular function: cytokine activity; frizzled binding. Gene Ontology annotation, biological process: neuron differentiation; cell fate commitment; canonical Wnt signaling pathway.